CUGGGGCCGGGGAAGCCCGCGCAAGUCGUCAGCCGCUGUGCCGCAGGGCGGGGGCUGGAGGAACGGGGACCCUCCCCGCUCCGGGCCUGCGGACGCCAGCCGGCGCGACCCCCCCUCCAAAGAUGCCUUAACCAGCGCCUGUCGCGGUCGCCGAGGUGCCCCUCCCCUGCAUGGACCCUCCGCCCCUUCCUCCAACCAAGCCGGUGCGCACCGCUCUGCGCGCGGCCGGGUGGGCGCCACGCCGCUGCGGACGCGGUCGCCGCUAGUAAGCUGAGCUCUGGGGCCGGGGCUGGGGCGAGAGCCGGGAGGGAGUGAGGGGCGCUCUGCGAGCGGCGCGGCUUCGGCCACCGCGACCGCGGGACUAGCCAUGUGCUAAAGUUUCUGUGGCUCGGCGUCCUGCCGGGCGCGCAGCGCGGGGCUCAGAGGCGCGGUGGGUGGGGCGGCUCAGUCCUGCCGGCGCCCGCCCGCCAGCCCCCGGUCCCGCGGGGCGCAGCUCUACGCGGUCUCACGCUCUGUCUCUCUUUUCUCUCCCUACGCUCCGCUUCCCGAGGUCCUUCCGCCGAGCCCCAGCGCGGGGCAUGAGGAGCCCCCAGCUGCCGCCGAGAGAAGACCUAGCUGCGCGCACACCUCGCCAGCGGCGGACGGGGACAUGAGCACCGUGCGUGGGGUUCGGCGCCAGGCGGCCAGUCUCAGCCGGCAGCGGCCAGCGGGUCAACGCUGCCCGGGAGAAUGAGGCAGGAGCCGGUGGCAGCCUCCUUUUUCUCUUCCAGCUCCUCACCUUCCUCCGGCUCCGGUGCCCCCGGCCCGGGCCGGGCUGUGGCUCUGCUGCGUGCCCCGCGCGCCUCUCAACCGCCUCCGGAUGCGCUUCUCGGUUAGCUUGGCGAGGAAGAUAAAGACAUUUGCAACCAAGAUGGUAAUCACAAGUGGAAAUGAUGAUGACAGAGAACAAGAAAAAGAAAGUAAAGAGGAGAGCGUCUUGGCGAUGCUGGGGAUUAUCGGGACCAUUCUGAACCUGAUUGUUAUCAUAUUCGUAUACAUAUACACCACUCUGUGAAUGGCCCAGCAAGUCCUCAGAGGCCUCAGGAUGGCCAAAGAUGGGACUCUUGAGUGUCUGCAGAUCAGUGACCGGACCCUGCGAGAACAAGCAAGCUGGACCUACACACACCUCCUGAUCAAAUGCCCCUUCAAACUUUAAAAAGGUCACAAAAAUAAACCAAUCCUGCUGCAAAGAGCAGACACUAAAGCACAAUGAAUCCAACAAAACUCAUUCACACCCCAAGGAACUCAACAUCUCUGGUAGUGGGUGCAGAAGAAUGCUUGGAAGCCUGGCCUUUGAUGCCACCGGUGAGUGGAUGGGUGCAGAAAUCCAUUAUCCCAGAAUGUUGAAGGAUAUCAGAUCUUUGAAAAGAUGAACAGGGUGGACAUGGCCCAGCUGUGUGUCUCUCGGAACAAGUGAUUCAUCUUAACUCAAUGAGCUGUUUAGUGGGAAGCCCUGGGGGCAGUGCUUUGACAGGUAUACCAUUCGUCAGCAGUGUCUAACUAUUUGAUACUAGGGAGAUAACUUAUUUUUCUUUUUUCAUUGGCUUGACAUGUGUAUCUGUUCAUAUCAAGGUUUAUAAAUAUAUAUUUUUAAUAAAUGUGCUCUAUUUUUUAGCAUGAACCAAAUAUUUGGAGAGGCGCUCCCAAAUCCAUAGAGCUUUCCUUGGUUUUAUCUGCUUCGCCCCUUCAACUGCUCUUUUGUGGAGCCAAGUCCUCUUGUCUUAGCUGGAAUCUUUGACCUUUGUAUUCUCAUGUUCAUAAUCUCUCUCUCUCUCUCUUUCUGGUCUGGAGGACAUUUUUCCAUAAUAGCAGAUACCAACCAUGGUUUUGGUUGGUGCAUGUUUUAAGAUUGUCCUUUGAGUGGUUUUUUUUUUUUUUUGGUUAUAUCAGAGAUAGGAAACGAUUGUGGGCAUGCAGACCUUAGGUGCACCAUACCUUUACUGAGAAUUAUGCAUGAGCAAGGGCUGAGUGAUAGAUCAGCUUUAAGAAGAAGAAGAAGAAGAAAAAAAAGACGACCGAGGAAGAAGAGCGCAGCUCUGUUUGCAUAUUGACUGUUGGAUGGAAUAUUCAGCUUCUUACUGACAGCGUUAUUGUUUCGUUCUUAUGACCACUCGUUUAUCAGAUUUUGAUGUUAAUGGUUAUGUAUUGUGAGCGAUGAGAAGAGUAAGGGAGAAAGCUCAGUAGUAGGUGCAUAAUCCCUUCCUUAACAAGAUGCCAGGGAUCCUCUUCAAAAGUAGUUGGGGUAUAAAUGGCACAUAAAUUCUCCACUAUGUGAGUUCUUGGUGGUUAGGGCUGCGAGGACAUCCCUGUGUUAGGUGACUUCACAAGGACACUAGGGGGAACUUAAUGAAGCUCUAAAAAGGACUGCUGUGCUUCUUAAAGCUCCUGGUUUAUACCCACAUGAUGCUACUUUCUCUCUGGUGGGGAUGGUCGAAUAAAUACAAUUUAGCCCUGUUCUCCUGACCCCCUGAAAUGUGCCCUUGCCUGGCUACAGUGGCAUGGCCUUGUAGAGAGGGUCAGUAUUGCUUCUGCUAGCUCCAACCUUGCCCAUGGGCCAAAGCAGCAGCAGUCUUCCAGUUUGGAUUUAAAUGAUGCUGAGGAAUUCUCAGCCUCCAGAUCUCUUCCCACCCCGUGCAGUGGUGUCUGAUAUUUCACCAUUAGAGAGUCACUUCUUGGCCUCUGAUAAAGAACCAGGACCUUUUAUAAAGCCAAUUCCCCUGAGCACCUGGCUCUGACAUUGAUUUAUCAGAUGUCUUCUCUUCCUUGCCAGCAGGAAGGAAGCUAAGGUGUACACCUUAGGACAUACUGUGUGCCAGGCACCAUGCCAGGCACCAUGCCAGACAUUUUAUAUACCUUAAAUCAUUGAAUUCUCAUAGUAACCGUGUGAGAGAGGGAGUCUUUCCCCCACACUGUAGAAGAAGAAAGGAGAGCUCAAAGAGAUCAGGAAACUUUCCUGAGAUCCCAUGGCUAAUGGAGUCAAGAUUCAAACCGUGAUCUGAAGGCCUGGAGGCCGCUGGGCAAGAGGAGGUUGCAACAUGACAGGGAAGAUACUGAGGGGUCAGGACACAAAGACAGCUGUUUUGCUGAGGGCCAGCUCUGCACACCUCCUUCCUCCUCCCUGGUAAAAACAACCCCUGGGAACUGCCUGUACACUAACAGAAAGUCAUACAAGUAAGGGCAAGGGCUGGGGGGUCAGGCAGAUACAAAUAGCAUGUCAAGGGACAGGAAUCAUCUAAUAGACUGUGUGAUUCUAUAAAGACUGUAUGAAAUUUCUGAACAGUGAACAGAGUAAACAAUAAAGGUGCA
This is a messenger RNA of Nycticebus coucang (slow loris), 3345 nucleotides long. RefSeq names its product protein TUNAR. The transcript is spliced from 2 exons. The record is from RefSeq and is a predicted model, not a curated record. Lineage: Eukaryota; Metazoa; Chordata; Mammalia; Primates; Lorisidae. The coding region runs from base 860 to 1054 and encodes 64 amino acids.